Pygoscelis adeliae (Adelie penguin) is the source of this 1101-nucleotide messenger RNA. RefSeq names its product BRCA2 and CDKN1A interacting protein (gene BCCIP). Gene Ontology annotation, cellular component: nucleus. Lineage: Eukaryota; Metazoa; Chordata; Aves; Sphenisciformes; Spheniscidae. The record is from RefSeq and is a predicted model, not a curated record. The transcript is spliced from 7 exons. Bases 1 to 858 code for a protein of 285 amino acids.
AUGGUAAACGUAAUUGAGUGGACCAGAUUGGAGGAACAAAGCAUUAAAGGUUUGUUCACAACUCAAUUUGAAGUGAAUAUUGAAUUCGAAGCACAUUCCAUAUCAGACAAUGACUAUAAUGGGAUAAAGAAAUUACUACAACAGUUGUUUCUAAAAGCUCCUGUUAACACUGCUGAAUUAACUGAUAUAUUAAUACAACAGAAUCAUAUUGGAAGUAUUAUCAAGCAAGCAGAAGUCCAAGAAGACAGUAGUGACGAUGAUGACGACGACGAUGAUGAAGUCUUUGGUUUUAUAAGCUGCUUAAACUUAAUGGAAAGGAAGGGUACACAGUGUGCUGAACAAAUCAAAGAACUGAUUCUAAGUCGGUGUGAGAAGAGCUGUGAACAGCAUGUAGUUGAACAACUGAAUAAGCUCCUAAAUGACAAUACUAAGCCUGUGGGUCUUCUACUAAGUGAAAGAUUCAUUAAUGUACCACCGCAGAUUGCUCUGCCGAUGCACCAGCAGCUUCAGAAAGAGUUGACUGAGGCACAGAGAACAAACAAACCUUGUGGAAAGUGCCACUAUUAUCUUCUUAUCAGCAAGACCUUUACAGAAGCCACAAAGAGCAAUUCUAAGAGGAGGGAAGGGAGAAGUCAACAAAAGGAGGAAUUAAUGUUUGCAAAUGCAGAGGAAGAAUUCUUUUAUGAGAAAGCCCUUCUGAAGUUCAACUUCUCUGUGCAAGAGGAAAGUGACACCUGUUUGGGUGGCAGAUGGUCCUUUGAUGAUGUACCAAUGAAACCUUUGCGGACUGUUAUGAUAGUUCCAGCUGAUGGAAUUAAUGUAAUUAUGGAUAAACUCAAAGACUAUCUCUCGCUCUGAACUUUGCUAUAAACACCAUUUUUUAUAAAGCAGCCAUGCAGAAUUAUGACUUCACAGUAUUUUCAGAAGACUGCUAUUGAGUUAGUGGUUUUGUACUGCCCAAAUGCUUCCUCUGUACACUUAGAAGACAACUAGGUGGUACAACUGCAAAUAUCCAUCAAAUUAAUAUUUUUAAAUAUUGUAUCUUCUUAUAGUUUGGUAUCAUCAUUAAGCAGUCAAUAAAAACCCAAUGUCACAAGGAAA